AUGAAGGUUUGUGUGUUGCUAUUAAAACCUUAUUCGUCCCUCUCUGCCCACCUGGAAUAGGGUGUCAGUUUCAGGUUCGGGCCUUAAAUUGGGUAUACACUUUCAGUACCUUAAAUAGAGUCGGGUUUAAGACCCUGGACAGCAAACACCUUUACAAAAUCUGUGGGAGUACACCCCGGGCUCUCCUUCAACCGGAUGCGAAAGUUGCGAACAGCAAAGGCCACGUUUCCCCUAUGUUGAUUCAACAAAAGCUUUUGACAUCGCGAGCAGAUCAAGAUGAUAUAAAGUGCUGAAAGCCAUUAAAGCAAUUAGCUGUCCCUCUGAUCCUUGGUGACGUUCAAAGAGUCUCUUAAAGAUGAGAUGUGAGCAGAAGCCUAUAGGCUCCUGAUGUGAACCAUGUUUGGGUUUCAAAUACACAAGGUUCCAAAUAAGAGUUAAGAGGUGCAGAUAUGUCAUUGCCCCCGCCCCUAUUUCGCUGUUUUCUUUUUCCCGGUUAUUGGUUUCCUCCAGUUAGAGAGGUGACUCGGUCUUCAAUCUAGUUAAAAGCUUGCGAAAAAAAGUAAUUAAGCAAGUUAAUUGGCCAUACGUGAGUUUUUAUUUGCCGCUGAUGCUUAAUGAAACUUCUUUGGCAUCCGCUGUUAUCAUCGGCGUUAACAAAACUCGCUAUUCUUUUUAAAACUAGCCACCGGUAUUACCGAUGUAAACUGGAUGGAAACGCUCCACGAAGUGGUCCAAGAAUUCUGCUAUUUAGGAUCUAAGAUACAGUCUACUACACUGUUUCCGGUCCCUAACAAUUGAAUAACGGACAAAGAGAGCCUGGCAAAACAAGCACUUUAGCCAACAAUGGCUCAAGCUAAGACUGCAUUUAUUAGCGGGCGAGGUACAUGUCCUCAACCAAGAGAGAAUGAGCUCUUGCCGCAACACAUUAUUCUAUGCCCCACCACUAAAUAAAUAGGCGGACAAGGAAAUCUAACAACUGCCAUUCUUCGUCGCCUUCCAACAAUCUAAGAUAUCUGAAAAUGGUACGAAUGAGCGAAGUUAAACGUAGUUUCCAAUUGUAGCAUCCUUAGAAGGUGUGGCUAGUUCCUUAAGUAGCUUGUGACCAAGAAGAUAUGAUUACUUGGAUACAGCUCGAAAGACCGAAAGACCUCGUCGUCUUCAGUAAAUCACGUGAUAUGUAAUGUGACUAUUUUUUCUUAAAAUCAUACAUAACUUGAAAACAUGGCGAUGGAGUUAAAAGAAAAAGGGUUUUACAUUUUCUGAUUCACAAAAAAUAUUUUUAAUACUUAAUGCUUUAAGCGACUGUCCAUCGCUUUUGAACAAAAAAAGGGAGAAAAAGAAAAAAAUGAGGGCGUGUCAUUUUAAAGCUUAAGACCUCUAAAGAGCUACCAAAAGCCAUUCACUUUAGCUCUUAUAGUCUGAAAUUUCAGCCGUUUGAGGAGGAGUGGGGAUAGGAGAGAGUCCGCUCCCGACCCUCAGAGAUGACCAACUUAAGCUUCGAAUAUGCUAAUCAAAACCAAAUAUUGAAUAUUUUUAAAGAGCGUCCAACUUUAUGUCAUUUGUUUUAAAUGCCAGUGAAAAUAGAGGAGUUUGCGAGGAAAAAAUACAUUUUUAGAUAGAAAAACAAAUAAAAUAAUAAUAAUUUAAUUUAAAAAUUGAAGAAAUGAAAGACAUAGUUAAUGAUGUGACUGCUAACUUCCGCCAACGAUGUUAUUUUAGUUAUACUGACCUUUGUGCUUCAGCUGGAAUUUGAUUCCAAUCUGCGUCGGUACAACCUUCGUCUUUGGAGAGUCGGAGUUAAUGGCAAAUAUUUUUUCACUGCUCAUGAUUGCAAAGAAUAUCAAAUGUAUAUCAAAUGUUGGUUUGGAAGCCUUGCGGAUUUUAUUCUACUCGUACUGAUCUUUCUUCCGUUUGGAGGUAUGUGUAUAUUAUUACUUUUAUUUAGGCUAUCUAUCGAGUCUGUGUAGGACGGCAUAUAAACCUAAUUAUGCAUUUAGGGCUUUUCGUCCUCACGCGAGCAACGAAUACGACAAUCGUAAACGCACAAGCUCGUACGCCUUUAAAAACUAACCAGAUUAGACUAAGCAUAGCCAAUGUAUCACUGAUGCUUACGAUGGCAAGCGAAAGAUACGUAUACUUAUGUCCGUCGAAUAAUUUGUCAGUCAGUCCCAGUCACUUUAUUCAGUUUGUCUACCUGGGUAAGCAAAUCGCUUUUUUCAUUUGCCUCUUUACCGAGGCAAAUUAUAACCUCAAUUGUGAUUCAGUUUGCUCGCCUCUUUUGCUGCAUUCACCUCGUUAAGAAAAGUAGUGAACUACGACAGGAAAGUAAUCUGCUAAAGCCGAUUUUGCUGAGUUGAUUGAUUAGGGCACUUUGAAGCUAAUUGUCUCCUCGUGACAAGAUUCCCUGGAUUGUGUUCAUGCAUAAUCCACAGCUGAUAACUGGUUAGGCCCCUGGAACGACAGUGAUGCGAAACACAUGAAAUGAGCAUGAAGAACUUUGUCUUCCCCUCAAAUCCUCACUUAAACGUAGCUACCUUCCCAAAAUACUUAUACAGAAAAUAUUAAACUGUCCCUCGCACCCGCGUCCGACUCUCGACUGCCAUACGUAACGCUCACGGAUGUCCAACCGAGAGGUCGCAGGUUCAAGAGUGCUAAGAAACUCUUUAACACUUUUAUCGCCAUUUCCUUUUAAAGCGCGUUCAGAAAGAAUCAUAGAUUUUCACUUUCUAGCGCUUACAAAUUCGCGGAUAAAAAACUUUUGGCCGCCGUUUCACUUUGCUAGCAUGGAUACGGUGCUACGCGGUGGGGACAGGAAACUGGUAAAACAGCGAAACAAACCUCUAAAUGUCAAAACAAACUUCCCAACAAAUCGAGUUCUCAGAUGCUUUUAAGACAAAAAUAGGUAGCUGCCCUGUCCAGGCCGCAAUAAAUGAAUGUUGCUGGGUGCAUAUGUGAUUACUGAAAUGAAACGCCAUCACAAAAAGAGAUAAAUAUUAAUUAUUAUCAUUAUUAGAAAAAUACGAGAAAAAAAUAUUUAUACGUAGCUCAUUUAAGGAGCAGUCAACAUCAUCAGUGUAACGAAUGUUUCAUCAGUUAACCAUCGGACGUGCAUACAAAUUCAUAUCCCCACCGUGGUACAAGGGGGGCACUUUGCAUGAUUGUAGCCUCAAGAUUUACUUUUAUUUUAGAUAGAAGUUGAAAAAAAAAGUGUUUUCACUCAAAAAUGGUUUGACUACUUACUACUUAUGACGUCUAAUCUCGUAACCAUAGAAACUGACCAUCACUGAACUUGUCUUAAAAUGCGCGAGAUAUAAACGAACAGUUACUGAAAGCGUCAGAUGCUGAUGUUUUAUCCUCUUGGAAAAAAAAAACUCAGAAAAACCUCGGGGGGGUUGGCAACCAGCCCCCCCUCUUGUACUUCAGCGGGUUAAUAUUCUUAACAAUUGAAAAGAAUUUAUUCAUUGAAAGUGGAAUUUAAUACGGUAGUGAAAAAAGGGAGAAAUUUUUUUUUCUUAAUUCUAAACAUGCAUGUGACAGUUUUUAAUACAUUGAGUUGGUCAGCCUAACCUUUUUUUUUCAAACAAGCCUUUUUCACUCCAGUUGUUAGUUUUAUAGAACUUACAAGUGUAGUUAUUGCUUUAAGACUUAAAGGUGUUUCGAUGCAGUUUUCCAGAGGCCAUACCGAUAUUUUUCAAUCGCCUUAAAAGUGUUUUUUUCCUUGUUCGAUCGCUAUAAAAUUUUCAGCAGUAAUUGGCUAUGGAUUAAAAUUUGUGAAAAUGUAGUUUUAAGUAAAAUCGAUAUUACUAUGACAACAAUAAACAAAAACUUUGAAAUUGAUAAAAGCCGAAUUUUUUGUGAUCUAGACCAGCUACUGAAAAUCCAACACUAAGAGCUCAAAGUUUGUGUUUAGCCAAGAAUCUGCGUAAAAAGUAAAAAAAUUCUGUGUGUUUGAAUUCGACUAAAACGAAAAUAUAUUUCAAAUCUUAAAUUUUCAAUAGCCAUGAUAGAUUGUUUAAUAAAAACGUUAUAAAUGACUCAAAUUAUUCUUAAGUAGCGGCAGAAUGCCGCUUAAUAUCAUAUUUUUAUGCUAGGAAAUUUUGGUGUAUUUUCGUUCUUGUGAUCUUUAAAACUAAACCCGUUUUCUCACCACCUGUCUAAGUGCAACUUCAUUCAAAAUUUAAACUUUUAGGGCUUUUUUGUAUAUCUCCGAAACGACUCGCACGAAUUUUUUUUUAAAAUCUCUUCACAUAAUCUCCAUAAUGUAUAUAAUAAUGUCUGAACCUUUUAUUAAGAUUGAUUCACUUUAACGAACGUGCCAAAAAUAUUUGUUACAACAUUCACUGUUUUGACGUUAUGCUCAUAUUUCCAAAAUAAUGCGCACUGUACAUAUCUCCAUGACUAGUACAUUUUAGUUUGAAUUUAUCGCAUCUUUUGAAUGUAAAGCAUUAACACUACUCACACUGAAAUGUACUAGUCAUGAACAUAUGUCUAUUGCAAAUUUAAGGAUUGAUAUUUAUUUUCGUUGUAGUCGAAUUCAAACAUACAGAAUUUUUUGCUUCUUACGGAGCCUUAUUUGCUAAACACCAAAAGUUCUUAGUGUUGGAUUUUCAGUAGCUGGUCUAUAUCGCGCAAAAUUAGGCGUUUAUCAGUUUCAAAGUUUUUGGUUUAUUGUUGUCAUAGUAACAUAGAUUUUACCAAAAUCUACAUUUUGACAAAUUUCAAUCUAUAGUCAAUCUUUGGUGAAAAUUUUAUAGUGAUCAGACAAGGAUAGUAUAGCCUCUGAAAAACUAUAUCGAAACACCUUAAAACAAUGGCUUUACUUGUAAAUAACACUUGCAAAAGUUUAAUUACAGUGUAAUUGACUCGAAGUCUGGGACACCAAAAAAAAAAAAAAAAAUUCUGAGUUUUCCUUCUUUUUUUUUUCAGUUGGCAAAAUACAGUUAAUUUUACCAUAUCAAGGAAUAACUGUAAGAAGCCUGAUUAACUCGUCUGUGAACUUCACCUGGAGAUUCUCAGGAGACGUUGCGGGAAUUGAAUUUGGUUUCAAGGCAACUAAUGCAGCCACAAUAGAGCAAUAGAGAAAAAUGGGAGAAUAUUAUUUCUAAACACCUUUGGAAAAACGGUAUAUGUACAUCAAAGUUUUACUGGACGAGUGACUGGAAGCCGUGCUGGUAACUCAUCCUCUGGUCAAGUCAUCUUCAAUCUCAGUGGCAUUACGCUGAAUGAUACAGACACUUAUGGGUGUCAAUUAUAUGCAAACAAUGUACAAGAUAGUGGUCAAUUUGAUUACGCCAGACUGAUUGUUGAGGGUGAUGUACACUUUCUUCAUACAGAUAUUUUCGAUCGAGUACUAUGAAGGUAGAAUUUUUUUUCUUCGUGAAGAUCUCACGUAUAACAAAAUACAUUUUUUGUAGAUGAAUAAAAAUUCUUCAGCAAAGUGGUUUACCGAGCCGCAUACUUAACUAAUUGUUAAAGUGGGUACUACAACAGUGAAAUAAUUGAGCGCAAAAAAUGAAAACGAUAAUGAUUGUGAUUGCUACUGACGAUUACAUAUUUAAGCGCGCACUGACCGAACGGCCGUCGUGUUUUCUUUCCGACAAAUAAAACUUUGAAGGCAUUAAUGUUUUCCGCUUUUUCGGGGACACCCUUCCAAGGGAAUUGCCAAUUCUUCAGUAUCUGAAAACAUUAUGUUUUGAAAUACCAUUUGAUUUAGUGUUACAGCUAAUUUAUGAACUUAUUAGCUAAAUAAAAAAGCACAAGACAUUGUAAAUUUGUAAACAAAAAACUGUUUACUGGUUAUACAUCGGUAAAUGCAGGUUAAUAACAGACAAAGCUUAGCUGUUGUCAGAAUCAACAGUCUUCGUUUAUUUUUGCCACUUCAUUGUUUUUUACGGUAGAAAUUUUGCUUGGAGGUAAAUAGCUACAGAAUAGUCGUCAUGUUCUAGACAAUGAUCUCUAAUUGCUAAUUCAUGUUUUGUGACAGCGGUUGGGAGUCAUUAUCAAGUAUUUGGAAAAAUAUUCCUGCUAAAGCUUUCCUUUAAUUUUUUGUAAUGUAAUGUAAUGUAAUGAAAUAUAACUCUUUUUAGUGCGUUAUAAUUAUUUUAUGGUUUUGGCCUCAUUUGAUUGCACUUAAACUACACAAGGCGAAGCUCUUCCCCCGGUCCAUUAAAUUCACAAGCCACACUUUGAUCGCAAAAAAUUCUAACAGUAACUCAUUCUUGCCCCUCCAACGAGCCGUCUUUGUUACCGCCAGAAACUUGUAACUAAGCGCCAUUAAAUGAGUUAACAUCUCAUCUGUGUUCGAAUUCUAUUAGAAAUACCAAGAAUCACACAUCCAGUGACAGCAAAUAUAAGCUACAGUCAAGGGAGUCCCGUCAAUGUAAGCUGUAUUGCGACAGGGACACCAGAAUCAGAUGUGGUGUGGAUCAGUAUUAGUACCACUCAAGUUAUGAGUUCUGGAUUUGAAAAGGCUUAUCUCAUCUUCAGUUCUAUAAGCAAGGCAGAUGCAGGAAUAUACAUAUGUAGAGCCAACAACUCUGCAGGAAGUGGUGAAAAAACAUUUGAAGUUACCGUUAAAUGUGAGUAUAUUACUGAGUAGAACUUAAAACUUUAUCGGUCUACUUUGGCCUUCGUUGGAAUACGUCACGCCAUUCUUUUCCCAUGUCGACGUGCUUUUUAGGACACCUAUGUUUUCGUUGUUUUAGCUCAGGGUCUUUCUUUCUUUUUGUACCUUACUAAUGUUUUAUAACCCUCCUCUUUAGUUUGAUUUUAGCUGUUGCUUGGCUCUCGUCGAUCGACAUUGCAUCCGCAAAAUAUCAACUUAUAAUGUCAGGAUUGAAACUAAUUCAAGGAGUGGAGUAGCAUUGGUACCCGAGCAUCUUUGAUAUAGUCUUACCUACCAGACACCUGCCAGACAUACAAUUUUUUCUCCAGCCUAUACCUACAGUGACGUGUUGUAUACUCUUUUUAGCCACGGUGAUAGAAACACAAGUUACCGAGAUUUAACAUAAAACCUGGUGUUCUCUUUUUCCUUGUGGUGGUAUCAGACGAAUAAAAGACGAUUGAUAUCUUUAUUAAAGAUUUGAUAUGACUGCGUUAUCAGUGCUCUAAUAUGCUGAGGAAUUUAUUCUACAACAGUGCCACACUGUAAAAAAACACUGAGUUUAAAAGGAAAUGAGUACAGGGCUUGACUGGAGAGAAUGUCUCUAAGCUUAUGGUCUACUAGACGCUAUUGUUUACAGUUCUAAAUAAAUGUUCUUGCUUCAGAUUCAGAUUUAAAAGUUUUUACUUAACACUUUGUUCUUGUAAGCUCCAAUCUUGCUCCACACAUUCGAACGUGACCUCGAGUUGACUGCUAGCUGUUUGGAGAUAAACACCGACAAAGGGUGGUCACUGCCAGAGAUAAGUACAGCUGUUAGUUCUUUGACACCGUACCUUCGCACACCAGAGGGCCUAACCCUUUGUAGGUGGCAGCAUCUUCUCAGAUAUCGUAAAACCCUGAAUGUUGACUUGGUGUGGACUAGCCCGGCAAUCACUCGAAAGUCACUCGGCUAACUAAAGGAAAUUAACUUGGCAAUCCGUUCUCCUGUACGCCAUCCCCUUAAGGCCUUUAACAGCAGGAGGCCGGGGCGGAUGUAGAGUUUACUACCGGCAGCAUCAACAUACCAGAAGAAAGUUCUAAGGGAGUCUGAGAAGAACGUUGAAAUAUGCUUGGGUUCAUGGAAAAGCAAGACCCUGUCCGAAUAUCAGGAGAGGAUAAUAUCCUUCCCUGCAUCUGCAACUAAAGCAGUGAUAACUAUAUAACAGACCGAAAGUAGCUGAACGCCCUUAUUCACAUUUUAAUAAAUUAUGAUAAAAACAUCCUGCGUGAGUCAUUUUAUUACCCUACAAUGUGUCAGUUAGACGACUUCCGAAUUAGUCAAAAGUUCCUUUUUCGUGCCCAUUUAUUUCCUUUCACUAUACUGGAUAGGCGGUGAAUUUAUACCCCCGCUUGAAUGCCUUAUUUGCAUGUUAAAAUAAAUAAAUAGAUAAAAAAUGAAUUGGUAUUCCUAACAAAGUCCAGACCACUCAUAGGUGGUAAGAAUGGUUUGACGAUGUGAUAAUAAUAACAUAUUUUUCCGAUGAUAAUUGACAGACCCAGCCGUCAUACAAGGCCUUACUUCUUCCUCGCCAAUGUCCUGUAUUGGGCACACUGUAACGUUGACUUGCAAGUCAGAUGCCGUUCCUAUACCAACGCUCACCUGGUACAAGCCUGAUGGAACCAACUUUAGUUCGGUCAAAGCUACUGAGAGCACCGUUAACUUGACAAUGAAUUCGAGUGUAGAUUUUGGACUAUAUAACUGCACAGCUGAAAAUGGUUUCACCCUGGCUUCCAAGACGGUCCGUGUAGGACAGAUAGGUUAGUUGUUUAAUAAAUGUUUGCCACGAUCUUAUUGAUCUUAAAUACAGCGUUUUUUUGUGCAGUUUUAGUUCAACGUACGCGUUUGGUAAACGCCUGUCUUAAUAUUUCUAUGAAACGUUUAGGGCCAGUUAUUUAAACGGAGUCUAGCCCGUGUUCAACGAAACCUCGUUCUAAGCCCUUUUUUAGUUCGCUCAUUGCUGUUAUCGAAAACACCAUUUCUUAUGAACAAUUUCAAAAAAAGCACAUAGCUUAGACUGGAAAAGCACUCAAUAGAUUCUUUUUUUAUUAACCCACUAAGAAAGAGAUCUAAAUGUCCAAUCAUUUCUUAAACCACCGCGUAAGUAAGACUUCGUUUAUAUGACCGACCCUUAAUGUCAUCUCACGCGAUACACUCUCAAAAUCGAUAACAAAAGGAAUAAAAAACUGAAAACAUAUCCGAAACGCUAUGCGUGGAUCGAUUUAGAUGUUUUUUUUUUAGUUCUUUUUUGGGGGAUUGUGAGGUCAAAUUGACUUUGAUCAUGUUCUGCUAAACAUAUUGAGGCAGGUAACAUUUUAAGCAGUGUGCACGGUGGACAGUUUUGCUUAUAAUACCCUUUCUUUAUAUUUUAAGGUAUUCCAGAAGCCGCCUUAAUAAACGACUUACCGGUUGAGACAAAAAAUGUGAAAGUGAGUCUAAAGUGGAAGAAGUCACAGAAUAGUGGUGCGCCGAUCACAAAGUACACUGUGUACCAAAGAAUUGUAAAAGAUGGAGACACGUCGCAUGAAUGGGCUAAAGUACAGGAUAUAACUAGUGUCUCAGUUCGUGAGGUUGCUGUCGAUUUAGAGAUUGGUCGAGAUUACGAAUUUGUGGUCACUGCCUCAAACAAAUGUGGCGAAAGUAAAAAAGAAGUGGAAAAGAUCAAGAGGAUCUCAGUAUUAGGAGGUACUACAAAUCUUAAUUAAAUUUGAAUUCAUUCGUCUUUUUAAGAAAGCUUUGAUUAGAUUUUGUUAGUAAGACUUAUUCCCUAAUUGGAACAAUUUCAAUUUGGUUUAAUUUAAUCCAUUUUCACUGUAAACAUUCCGUAAAAAACACAAAGAGAACAGCAGGAAAGUUGGGAAAGGACAGUUAGGUUAGUCCACGGAAUUUAAGAAUAGAUUACAAUUUAUGAAAGGAAAGAGAAAAGAUUCUUGAAAUACUUUCUGCAACGAUUUUUGAAUGCACUUGUCAGGUCCCAAGCUUUUGGGAAAAUUAUUCCAUAAUUUUUUGAUAAGGAAUUCUUCAAAAAUAUUGUUUCCUUAAAUAGUUUGGUAUGGUUAAGGCGAAACAUCGAAAUUUCAUUAGAGGAACCAAACUGGGCCGAUUAAGUUCAUGAAAACGUUUGACGUCUGUCUCAGUUAAUUUCGUAGCAAUAAGUUUGGAUCAACCAAAUCGUUCUAUCCGUCUGCUUCAGGUGAAGAUGUCUGAUUGGCUCGCUGAUUCUUUAGUUCAUCAACUGACCCAACAGACUAACUUUUAAUUAGCUAACUAAAUUUAGGUCUACCCAAAUUGCGAUUCGGUUUGUCUCAUGAAAAGUUCGACGCUUGGCUUUGGCGUAAUAGUUUGUAAAACGAUAGAGAAAUUUAGAAUCAAGUUUAUGACAAACUGCAAACGUUCAACGUCAAUUAUAACACGUGAUCUUUAUUUAUUGCUUUUAUGUACUUGCAUUGCAGUUUAAUCUUUAUUACAUUAACCCGAACACAAAUGGCAGGGGCGGAUCCAGGAUUUUUUUUAGGAGUGGGUGCACUCGUCUCUUGCUCUACUUCAACACCAAUAAACCACAGAGUUUUUUUUUUUUUUUUUUUCCAGAAUACCAGUUGUAUUAGAAAACCGCGGGUCAUCUCAGAGGGGGGGGGCGCACCCCCUGCACCCUCCCACUAGAUCUGCCCCUGAAUGGCAACCUGAAAUUGACGUUUGCGUUUUUCCUUGAAUGAGAUUCUAAAUAUAAUAAUACAGAGUUUCUCUAACGAUUAACAAAAUUCCUUCGACAGUGGGCCAUAAUUAUUCUUUUAUGGCUGGAAGAGUAACGUUGGAGUUGAAGGAAGAAUAUGAAAUUGUUUUUUCAUGUACGUAUUUGCUCAUUUUCAAUUGAUAUUUAUAAAUUCAACGCGCAGCUUUCCUUCCUUUCUACGCAGAUGUUCCUGAUGCUGUCGAAGUAACUGAUGGGAUAUUUCUAAAAUGGAAAGAACCAGAUAACAAUGGGGCGGUAAUCAUAGAGUACUCCGUCUACCAAAGGUUUGCGAAUGAUGAUGAGUGGAAGAAAAUUGCAACCAUAAUCGAUGUCUAUAACCGUUCUUACGCCGUUGAAAUAGAGAAGGGGAAGGAAUAUGAGUUUGUAGUAACCGCGACUAACAAGUAUGGAGAGAGUUCAAUGGAACAGGACAUCAAGCGAAUAAAAGUGCUAGACGGUAGGUGUAUAAAUAAUUAUUUUUAGCGAGAUUUCUCUGAAAAUCACAACGAAUACUGAAAGUUGUCCACUAUUGCUUCAAGUUUCCCCACUUUUCAAACAACAGACUUCGAGCUCGACAAGCUUGUUCGUUCAGCCAUUUUUAAUUUUUUUCUUUGCCAAGAAAUUAUAUCAAAAGGUCUUAUUAGGAGAAGUUUGUGCUGUUUUCUUUAGUUAACAAAGAACUGUAAUGUAUGAUUAAUUACAUUAGCAAAGAAACCUUUCAUAUCUAGUGUAAACUCCUAUUAUUUUUGUUUUUCGUUUUCAGUGUCGACAAAACCGCCAAAAACCCAAGCAGGUAAGCCAUGUCAACAUUCAAGAUUCAAUAGCAGUCAUCGAUGGCAAUCACUUUCUAAUAAUAGUCGACAUAUCUGGAUAAAUUACUACGCACUGCAAUCGUUUCAAUUUCAAAUUAAAAUGCAGUUUUGUCUCUUUCUUAAACUACCGCUUUACAUUCUUAAAAAAUUCCAGGUUCUGAGAGUAGUAACACGGGAGUGCUUCACGGUGCCUACAUCAGUGUAAUUCUUCUAUUGUCGAUCAUACUCUUUAUUCUCAUUGUUGUACUAUGGAAAAUGCGCCUUCGUUCAGGUAAGAAAUCGUAGUCAUGACUAUAUUCACGACAACAUGUUGAGCCCCCUAAUGGCGUAUUUGGUUUCGAUGAUUUUGAACCGAAGCUCUUAAUGGGGUUUAACUUAUGGCAAAUCUGCACUUCUUCUAAGCCGUCCAUGUUGAUUGGUCUCAUAUGACCUCUUAUUUUUGUUGGGCCAGGUACAUUGCAUGGGUCUUUUAUCUACAAUCACAACCCGAAAAUAAUGCUGAUGAAACUUAGAAUUUGCCAAAAUCUCAACAGUCAACCAGAAAAAUUUUGCGAAAUACUGUAUUUUAAAUUUAAAGAUUGUUUUAUGAAGUGAACCUCUGCUAAGAUAAGUGUUGUUUAUUUCAGGCUCGUUGCAUUCAAAUAAGUGAGUAUUCAUUUUCCAUGUUAAUAUUUUAAAUGCGAAGUACUUGUAAACUCUUCAGUGAGCAAUCUUAAACCAGUCUAAUCUAGGGUACAAAAAACCCCUUUAUUUUAACACAAAUUUCCACUAAGGUUUGUAAAAUUGUCCUCUGAGUUUAUUGGACAUUAUUUUAAUGUAAGAUGUGCCUCUGCAUUUACAUAAAAUUGAGAGUUGUCGUGUGGCAAUAAUAUGAAAUAAUUCUACUCUUCUAUUGGAAAUCCCAAUGCAAUACCUAGUUCUUGAAUUAACAGAAACGCAAAGCAGUAAAAAGCAUUGUAUUGUAAAUAAAGUUUUGAGCUGUGUCGUGAACGAACGAUCAGCAUUAAAACUCACAUACUUCUUUUAAAGAAGAAUAUAUUCCACUUACAACGACUGUUUUGGGGUAGAUUCAGCGUGUUUACGUUGACGUUUGCGACCUUUUUGUUUGUCAUUCGUAAACAAUAGCUGAAAAGAACACAGUUACUUCGUCAACCAAUCAGAGCUUCUGACCAGAUUCUAAAAAGAUUUCACGUAAUCAGUGGGGGAUUUUUGUCAUUUAGGCGAUGACAUCUUUCCCUUGAAACGUCUCUAGCAGCGAGGAGGGAACAGAGACGGCUAUUCCCAGGCUAAAGGCAUGCCUCAACAUGCCAAUGAAGAUGACAUUUUUAAUUUCCAAAAUGUGUCGAUGGAUAAGUCAUGGACUGUUGUGCAAGGCUUGGAGCAAAUUAUAGUGCAUAAAAAGCUAAGGAGCUAACACUUUUAAGCACACUACGAUGUGACAAUUGGCAAUCGGUAUUCUAAAAGAUUCGUACCCAUCGCUUUAAAACCGAAAAAGUUAUAACACAAAGUUUGUUAUAGUUUAAUGCAACUGUAGCCAGAAAAUGAAGCCACCUUAAACGAAAGCAAUUAAAAUGAAUAAGUGCAUUUAAGUCUGUUAAAAUACUGCUGACUUUGAAGCUUCUCUUAUUUACUGAGAAAACCAAACAUCAAACUGCAGUAAAACUCUGGGACAAAAACGCGCGACGUUUUUUUGCAAAACUGCUUCAAAACGAGUGCAAAAGCUAUGUUGCGCCUUUUACCAGCCACGAAUCAAACCUGUCUAAAUCAGGGUGUUGCAGGCUACAAAACUUUUUUGCAAAAAGGAGUCAUAGAACUACUUUCUACAACCUGUAACAGCUUGAUUUGUUUAAGUUUCGUUGUUUAACAGACGCGCAAAGUCGCCUUAAACUCGCUUGCAGCAAUAUUAUACAAAAUCUUGCGCGUUAUUUUUUUAUUUGUUUUACAACAAACUCUCAGGUUAUAAAAAGCUUUCUGAAAAGCUUUUUUGAACUGAGAGUUCUUUCCAUCAAGCUUUCCGACAAUUUUGAUGGAAACAUGCGUGUUUUCAUAUCCUAACCUCAACUAUUACGCAAGCACAAGAAGAAAACAUUCCAAGAUAAAUGAUCUAACUACCACAUUAAAACUUUUACUUUAGCGAACAGGAAGGCGGAGAAACUAUUGCUUUGGUAAGUGAUCAUCCUGUAAACUAAAAUAAAAAUAAAAAUGAUUGCCAUCCAUGAAAUUAAAGCUUAAACGCUAUACCUUAUGUUUAUGUGUAAUCACAUUAAAGAUUUAAUAUUGUGAUUGACUCUCUUGUUUUCUUUCCUUUUCUCUUCCAGUCUGCUAUCUUAAGACGUUAUACCCUUCUAUCUGGUCCUUUUUGGAAACGUUCUAAGCUGUUUUCAAAAUUAAUUGGAUGCAUGCUACUAGCCGGUUAAGGCCAUUUCCUUUUUUAUCGUACCCUCUUACAAGCUCGAGGCCAGGGUGGGUUUUAAUUUUCGCCAGCAAUGAAAAAAAGUAGGUCUCCAAUGUGUCGCAUCCGGGCAGGUAUCAUAUUCGUUGAAGAAAAACAAAUACUGUUUCCCUAAUAACUGUUGUUACCAGAAACCCAUAGAAGAUGUGGAGCCAAUAGAACAACCAUCAAGCGCAGCAGAGCAAGCUGCCAAUUUUACCUACGAGAUUCUGGGAGGGGAAGAUUACAUGCCUCUUCAUCCCUCGCGAAGAAGCUGGGAGAUCAGUAGAGAACAUGUGGAGGUUAUUAAAGUGAUCGGCAAAGGCGCCUUCUCUGAUGUUGCCAAGGCGACGUUGCGGAACAUGAGAGACGAUCAGGAAAUUAUCAUAGUGGCGGCAAAAAUGCUGAAAGGUGAGGCAGUAGUUCUUGAUCUAAGUUUAUAGGAUUUGGCAAAUUUAAACCGAAACAAUGGAUUACGAAUCCACUAACAGGCUCCUUUGUCUAACGUGCUUAUUACCGCAUUUAUUUUGAAAAGUUGCACAAAGUAUGAAGGAUGUCGAUAACUAUUUUGAAACUUAUUUUAUUAUAUAAACACCAAUGAAACACCAGGUGAGCUUUCCCGCGAAAACAUAACAUUUUUAAUUGUCAAAAUAACAUAUAAUGUGCAGUUACACACACCAUGGUAAAAGUUCUUUUCCGUGGUAAGUUUGCCGCGGUAAAUUUUUACGGGCGUCUGGAAAAGCGGGAAUCCGGAAUCCGGAAUAGGAACGGGAAUAGGAACAGGAACAAGAACCGGAACCGGAAUAGGAACCGGAAUGGGAAGAGAAACCUAUAUAAAAGCAGGGACAACAUUUACCUUAAUUUAAGUUAAUCUGGAUUUAAUUCCUGUUCAGAUUAUAUACGAAAAAUAAGGGAAAAAUAGAAUAGGAACCGGAAUAGGAACGGAAAUAUAAACAGUGUAUAGAAUAUGAAAAGAAAAAGAUAUAAUUGUGAUAUAAAUAAAAAGCCAGAGAAAUAAUUAAAGAAACAAGAAAACACCCUUGAAAUGUUAAUCUAAUUAACCUUUCUUUAUCUUUAGCCUAUGACACAUUGUCUUUUCGUGUCAAACAUAAUAGCGAACUUAAGCAACGAGAACGCUGACCGUCGCUUGAUGGAACGCUUCUGUCUCACACAACGAAUCUGAAUUCUUCCUCUUGCCUUCCAGUGUGCGAAUUUGUUGAGUCAGAGCACCUAAAGACAGAAAACAUCCACUUCCAGUUUCCAUUUUUAAUGUCCUGGACGUCAACGUUCUGCUUGCUUAUUAAGGUCCCUAUUGCACGCGGUUGAGGUAGAUGAAGUACUGGCCGCUGAGAUGGGUUUUGGGGGGGGGAGGGGGAGGAAGUACAUGUUACUACCCUUUUUAAGCUGUGGACUAUCUAUCUCUGGUUAACUUCCCAAUUUAGCACCGUACAAUAUAUCUAUGGAGCAAACCUGAGGUGUAUGGCAGCCCAAUAAACGUCUCCGAUGGGUGUCUCGUAUACACAUGGUCUGACAAAUAAUAUUAACAUGUGAUAACCACCUUCCUGUGAGAGACAAAAGGAACCUUAAGAUCUGACGACGGCAACGCCAGCGAAAACGCCACUGAGAAACUGAAUUCGGGUCUUAAUUCAAACUAUUUCUCAUUAAUUCCAAAUUGCCCAGUCUUUUAAAGGUUGGGAAAUGAAACUGGAGACCGCGUCCGAGCUCAGAAAGACACAAUAAAAUUUAUUGCCUGUCGUUCACGUUCUUAAGAGAACUUAAGAUUUGAUCAUUUACAUCAUAGUUGUGCAUACGCGGUGAAGAAUUUGACAGAAAGCGCGAUACGAUGCACUCGCAAAGCUGUUGCUUUACUUAUUUAACUUGCGGCUUUUUCUACCUCCUUGCUGCCGUAUUAUAAAGAGAUUCGGUGGGGAGCAUGAUACCAGAGUAGUGUUCUUAUUUUUUGUAUAAAUUGAAUUCGAAUUAAAAUAAUUUAAAGUAAAUGAUAUCCCUGUUCUUGUAUCGGUUCCCCUUCACAUUGCUGUUUCUGUUCCGUUGCUGUUUCCGGUUCCGGUUCCGGUUCCUGUUCCCAUUCCCGUUCCUAUUCCGGAUUCCGGUUUCCUGUUUUUCCAGACGGCCAAUUUUUACUCGGGAUACUUUAUCGAGGUGACAUGCGGUUACACGUAAAUUUAUUUACCACGGUUGAUUUCCGUUUUCACGCAAUUAUUUUCCCUGGAAGCACUUGAAGGACUCUAGAGAAAGCGGGAUUUUUAAAAGCGCUUUUAAAAACUGUUGAUAUCCAGAAUAAAAAAACCAACUCAGAUGGUCCAAGCUGAAUUUCUGAAAUUUCAGAAUCAAGUGAACGAGCGAGUGAAUCCAAAUUCAAAUUUUCCCACCGUAAUUAAAUUAUUUUAAGUCACGUAAACAUAUCUCAUUCAGCAGCUUUUUCCUCUAAAGAACUAGACCUUAAGGGGAUUCUAAGUCACGGUUCGUGUUUUUUUCGUGGAAAGAAGAGUUAUUUUCCCUUAAAAUUGUGAAAUGCAAGGAUUAUACUUCCUUUCAAUUUGUUGAGACUACUAAUCUAAGGCUAAUUUGCAUACGGACAAUUAACUAAAAUUCAUCGUCCAUAAGGAAAAAACCCAAGAAAAAGCGACUACAACGUUUUCUCCAUGUUUUCAAAAGCCAAACAUUUAAAGGGUCUAAAGACGUUUGGUAAUAACUAGAAACGUUAUAGGUAUGGAAAUUAGUCGAUCAGAUGCGGACCGUUUACAAUUCCAGCUUUGUGGUCAAUAUGGCCAAUCUUGCAACAUUAACGGAACUUUGUACAGCACGCAAAGAAGAGUGCCCACAAAUUUUAUUGCAUUAAGAAGUAGACUGGUCUUAGUACUUGUGUUUUAUCAUUGACUUGAGUCUGGACCAGGUGCCACUUUUGCACAAUUACUCUUCAGUUCUACAAUCAUGGACAAAAGUCUUGGGACACUUUUGCGUUUCUGGGGCGUUUUCCAAUUCACUCAGAUCCAACCCCUCCCCUCACCCCACAAACAAUGUUGGACGGGUGUAUCCAGAAUUUUUUCCGAGUUUCAACUUUGUAUAGGUUGGGGGGAGGGAGAAGUGCAAGAAAAUUUCGAAAAUGAUGCACUGUUUUAAGAGGGAACGGAGAAAUGACAGAGAAAUAUGCAUAUUGCAGUAGAGUCCCUAGGACUUUUGUCCAGGAUUGUCUGAAUCCCGGUUUUGGGGGAAAAAAGUAUGUUUUCUUCAUUUUUCCUACGCUUUUUAGGUAUUUUGGAGACAUGUAGGUGAUGAAAUGCAAUAAUAAUGACCUUUGAUACUAUUUUCUCAACAUAGCAAGUUUGUACAAGGCAAUUCCCUGAUUAGCCAUAUCGGGCCCACUCCCCUAAACUGGAGCCGAGUACAGCCGAAAAGUUGGUCAGGCACGAUGUUUUGAGCAUCGCGCACAGUACUCGGUAGCAAAAACACAGAGUAUUAUCAAUAUUCGCUACAGAAUCAUUAAGGAAACACGGCUAAGGUAUAUGUCAACCAAAAAGAAAUUGCAUUUGAAAUAAUAUGUGUCAAAAAGGCCAUCCUGUAAAGUGAAUACAACAGUACUCACUUCAUUCAGUAAGGAAAAUUUUUCUUGCUCUUCAUUCUUUCCAUUUCAAAGUGAGUACUGUGACUAAAGAGCUAAAAAUUGCGUUUUUGCUGUAAAUGAAAGCAUCAAAGGAUGUAUUUACAGAUACAUUUUCUCUUACCACCCUAAGAUCUUAAGAUUCUAUAGAAAAAGCACGCAUUAUUAAGGUUUUAGAAUGAGUACUGUUGGUGCGUACCGUUUAGCUAUAUAUGCAAAUCAGUUUAAAGUAAACUCGCUUGUUUACUUUGUUCGUGACAAAUAUCUCGCAACGUAAUUUUUGUUGGCAAAUAAACACAUAGAAAUAUUAGCAACACUUUCAAACAAAAGAUGAUCCGGUACAAUUCUCUAGAAGUCAGCGAAAAAAUGUUUUGCCACGAACAAGGCGUAUUAUGAAACAACCGCUUUUUCUUACAUCACAAUUGCAUUUAUAGCUCCUGCUGGCGUAUUUUUUUGUUGUACAAAUAACAGCGAGGGCUAUUCACAUGGCUUAAUAUUUUUUGCGCGGCCGUUCUAGCUAUCUUUUGGAAACGUUAUUUUCUCUACCAAGCCUACUGGACUUUUUGACAUUCGUUCUCAUAUUGCUGAGUACUGGCGACUGUAAUGUUGACAUCUCUGAGCAAGUUAUUAUCCACGACUCUAGCCCUUUGGCUGCCGAAAUUCUUACUGUGUACUCCAGAAUGUUAGUAACUCGUUGCUUCCUUUAACCGUUUUCGGACGUGGGUCUUGUUUAAAGUUAUGUUAUCCUUUGGAAUAAAGCACGCGCUAUGAGAUUCCACAAUUUCUGUUGUAUAUCAUUCGUUUUAGCGAAUUCUUAAAACACGUUCAGAAAAGUCCGAAAAGCUGGGAAAAGGUUUGUUCAAUUACGAUCUUUCAUCAGAAUCCCGAAAAGCACUCUUGCAGGCCUGAAAAACCUUCAAAACUGCCUUUUUUUCUUCCCACCUCUUUUCCAGACUGAAUCCCGGUUUGAAUCCCGGUUUUGUACCUGUCUGCUGCUUUUGAUACAGUUGAUCAUUCUCUUCUCCUUGCUAGACUAUCUACCCGUUUUGGCAUUUGUGACCAGGCACUGGACUGGUUUCGUUCAUAUCUAUCUGAUCGCACUCAGUAUGUCAGAAUCCAAGACGUCUCUUCUGAUGUUCAUGCCGUACCUUAUGGUGUACCUCAAGGUUCCGUGUUGGGCCCCUUGCUGUAUUCUUUGUACACUUCCCCCUUGGGUGAUAUUGCAAGAUCUCAUGGUCUAUCUUAUCACUUUUAUGCCGAUGAUACACAGCUAUAUUUGUCUUUUGAAACGUCAUCGCCUGAGGAUUUGUCAACAUGUACAUCUGCUCUUGAAGAUUGUGUUAAAGAUAUUGACCUUUGGAUGUUAAAUAACAAGCUGAAGCUGAACAAUGGGAAGACUGAAAUUAUAGUUUUUUCAUCCUCCUAUCGCCCACGUCCUGCCUUAACUACUGCUAAAAAUAUUGGGGUUAUUUUUAAUAACUCUCUAUCGAUAUUGCCGCACGUUACUGCUGUUUGCAAGUCUUCGUUUUUGCAUUUACGCAAUAUUUUUAAGAUUCGUAAGUUUCUUUCUUACGAUACAUGUAAAACUCUAAUUCAUGCCUUUGUUACUGCAAGGAUCGACUAUUGCAACUCAUUGCUCUACGGUCAGCCUAAAUGUAUCUUGAAACGUUUACAGAGUGUCCUAAAUAGUGCUGCUAGGCUUAUUCACCUUACUAGUAGAUAUGAGCAUGUUACGCCGUUGCUUAUUCAACUUCAUUGGCUACCAAUUGAACAAAGGAUAACUUUCAAAAUUGCAGUAAUUACAUUUAAGGCGCUUCAUGGUGCUGCACCUAGCUAUAUCACUGAUCUCAUCAAGCCUUAUACACCUGGUAGACUUCUUAGAUCCUCCAAUCAAUUUUUACUUUCUACAUCUAAAUUUAAUCUUAAAACUUAUGGUGGCCGGUCUUUUACUAUUGCUGCACCUUCUGUUUGGAAUGCACUUCCAUUCGAACUUAGAUCUUGUAAUUCCCUUUCUUCUUUUAAAUCUAAGCUCAAGACCUGGCUUUUUAUAACUGGUUAUGAUGUUGUCGUAUAGAAUGAUGAUGUUUUUAUAGGAUGACAAUGUAGUUUUGUAGGUUUAGGAUUUUGUAGUUAUUUUUAUUAUGUAAAGCGCUUCUGGACCAUUGGGAAUUUUUAUAGAAUGACAAUGUAGUUUUGUAGGUUUAGGAUUUUGUUGUUAUUUUUAUUAUGUAAAGCGCUUUUGGACCAUUGGGAAUUAGCGCUCUAUAAAUACUGUAUAUUAUUAUUAUUUUUUUUUCUUCAUUUUUCCUACGCUUUUUAGGUAUUUUGGGGACAUGCAGGGGAUGACAUGCAAUAAUAAUGACUUUGAUACUAUUUUCUCAACAUAGCAAGUUUGUACAGGGCAAUUCCCUGGUUAUCCAUAUCGGGCCCACUCCACUAAACUGGAGCCGAGUACAGCCGAAAAGUUGGUCAGGCACGAUGUUUUGAGCAUCGCGCACAGUACUCGGUGGCAAAAACACAGUGUAUUAUCAAUAUUCGCUACAGAUUCAUUAAGGAAACACGGCUAAGGUAUAUUUCAACCAAAAAGUAAUUGCAUUUGAAAUAAUAUGUGUCAAAAAGGUCAUCCUGUAAAGUGAAUACAACAGUACUCACUUCAUUCAGUAAGGAAAAAUUAUCGUGCUCUUCAUUCUCUCCAUUUCAAAGCCCCCGGGUUUCAAAGUGAGUUCUGUGACUAAAGAGCUAAAAAUUGCGUUUUCGCUGUAAAUAAAAGCAUCAAAGGAUGUAUUUACAGAUACACUUUCUCUUACCAUUCCUAAGAUGUUAAGAUUAUAUAGAAAAAGCACACAUUAUUAAGGUUUUAGAAUGAGUACUGUUGGUGCGUACUGUUUAGCUAUAUAUGCAAAUCAGUUUAAAGUAAACUCGCUUGUUCACUUAGUUCGUGACAAAUAUCACCCAACGUAAUUUUUGUCAGCAAAAAAACACAUAGAAAUAUUAGCAACACUUUCAAACAAAAGAUGAUCCGGUACAAUUCUCUAGAAGUCAGCGAAAAAAUGUUUUGCCACCGACGAACAAGGCGUAUUAUGAAACAACCGCUUUUUCUUACAUCACAAUUGCAUUUAUAGCUCCUGCUGGCUUUUUUUGUUGUUGUACAAAUACCAGCGAGGGCUAUUCACAUGGCUUAAUAUUUUUUCACGGCCGUUCUAGCUAUCUAGCUCUUUUGGAAAACGUUGUUAUUUUCUCUACCAAGCCUACUGGACUUUUUGACAUUCGUACUCAUAUUGAGUACUGGCGACUGCAAUGUUGACAUCUCUGAGCAAGUUAUUACCAGGUUUAUACUAAAGCAUGAGAAAUUAGUGCAAUUUGAUUAGCUUAGAGCAGUGGUAUUUCAGCUUAAUUUGAAAUACCUCCAUGUGAAAAUUACAAACCUUUUGUGUGUAGUAGUAUAAACAAAUAAUAGCAUGAUUUUACGUGAUAUUUGGCAUAAAUACCACUUGUGAUAUUUCAAAAUUGUCUCAAAUUACGUAUAACAAUUUCGAAAUAUCACUCGUGGUAUUUAUACCAAAUAUCACCAUAAAUCAUGCUAUUACCUAUACAAAUGACCUCGUGCUUUGUCAUAUAUCCACCACUCUAGCUCUUUGGCCUGCCGAAAUUCUUACUGUGUACACCAUAAUGUUAGUAACUCGUUGCUUCCCUUAACCGUUUUCGGACGUGAGUCUUGUUUAAAGUUAUGUUAUCCUUUGGAAUAAAGCACGAGCUAUGAGAUAUAACAAUUUCUGGUGUAUAUCAUUCGUUUUUAGCGAAUCCUUAAAACACGUUCAGAAAACUCAGAAAAGGUUUGUCAAUUACGAUCUUUCAUCAGAAUCCCGAAAAACACUCCUACAGGCUUGGAAAACCCUCAAAACUGCCUUUUUUCUUCCCACCUCUUUUUCAAACAUGGAAUUAUGCAAAUUACCUUUCCUGACGAGCAAAUUAAAGGUCAUUUUAGAAAAUUCGUAUCUCAGCCAACUUUCCACAAAAUGCAACCGUUAAAACAUUAAACUAAUAAUCAGAGUAGAAACUUUUGUGUGUAAAAUAACUAGCUUAUUCGGCUUUGUAAGGCAGGUUUGACAGAGCCGUAAAGUUUCAGCAAAAUCGCAACUCUUCCGCCGGCAAACUGGCUAGUUUUCAGUCACCUAGAAAAUCUUCCUGUAAUACAGAGAAAAAAUCGAAUGAAAUUGAUAUUUCUUAAUGGGAAAGGAUAGUUAUAUUCCACUGAAAAAUUCUGGGCAAUCCGUGAAACACCGAAAUUUGCCUUAUCGGUUCUUACGCGGACAGCCUCUUAAAUGUGAUCAAAGGUGAUUGCUAUUUUUUGGAUGUACAUAUAAGGUCAUUAACUUGAUGUAAGACUUGGUCCAUUCCUCAAUAAUUAUUCUCUAACAUCGCUUAGCUUUUCCCUCACAAGUCGUAUUAAAGGUUCGCUAAAGUUAAUUGAUUUGUGGGUUUGUUACAAGUUUUGUUUGAUUUAUAAACUAUAAAUUUUUUAAUUGGAGCUUCGCUUUUAGCCCUGGCGAAAUCUAUAUAUUUUAAACUAAUUAACAUUAACAGUGGCGCUUUGUCAAGAAACAAUUUGUUUAGUACACAUUAUGGACUAUUUUAGUUUUCUUUUUCUGUAGCAAAUGCACCGGAUUCAGACAGAAAGGAUCUUCUUUCAGAACUUGAGUUGAUGAAAAAACUGAAACCUCAUCCCCACGUGAUCAAGCUAAUGGCAUGCGUAACUGAGAGUGGUAAGAGAAUAAGAAUUCAUUAACAAAUACUGUAACAUCGUCUCUCUUCUUGUAUAAUGUAGUUGGGAAGAGAAGAAAAAAAAAGGUGGAAAGUGUUUGUGAACGUUGCUUUAUGGAGACAUUCUGGUUGGACUUUAUGAUCGCAUAUUUUCCUUUUCUGCUUAUUAACAGUAUUAGCGGGGCUCUCUCACUUGCACCGGAGCACCGUGGGUAAGAAAAUUUGGUAGUGACUUGUAGUCACUUGAACCUAGCCUGUCCGUCAAUCUGCACCACAGACUUACCAAUGUAAAAUAACUCAAUCAACAGGUAUGGCAACCGAAAUGCAACUCGAGGUUUUUUGGCAGGAAAUCGCAUGGCCACUCGCGUCUUGUGGAGCACAGACAAUUAAACAGUCAAUAGUAAUGACAAAACGGAAAGGAGAAAUUGUUUCUGUAUCCGUGUUGUCUAAAGUGUUAAGCUUAGAUUGUCAUCUCCAGAAAUUUGGAAUAUUUGGAAUAUACCGAUGGAAGGUAGCAACGGGGCAAAAUGAGGCUUCCCUGUAACGCUUAAUGCCAAACUGAUUCGACGUACCAUUGCGAAGAGAUUUCCUUAGGAUCUGAUUGAUCUCUUGCAAGGACAAAAAGCUGAGCAGGGUUGGAAAUUCGUCCAAACGGACGCUUCAAGGUAUAGAUUGCGGCCGGGUCUUGAAUAAAGAAUGGUUUGGCUUAAAUAGGAACAGUUCUAGCUAGUAGCUGUUCUUCCUUAAGCGCUAUAAAAUAGGAUUUAACGGUUAAAGAAGCUGCGGGAUUCCCGCAGAGUCCUCCAAUGUUUAGCCUGCUUGAAAAAAAAUAGCGCGUUAUUUUACUACCAAAGAAUCCAACGUACUAUAAGCCAAACGCCUAUGGUGUCAUGGUUAUAACCACAACGCUAACAAAAUUGAAGAUCGUGGUCAUUUGGAUGUUUGCACGAUGGGCAAGCUACUGAAGCCACGAACAACCUAGGAACCAAGAGCACAAGCUGCGAACGAUAGAAAAACAUAACGACAUUCAACUAAUAUACUCCGCCUAGGCAAAAAGCCCACAGAUUCCAAGGCAAUGGCCCAGGUUUGAGACCUUGCUUUGAAGGAAAUAAAAUUGCGUUCAUCAAAAGUUGCUCAGCCAAUAAAACCUUCCAUUGUUCCAUAGAGUUAAGUAAUGGCCACCAAGCAGGGAGAGGAGGUUGUUUAGAACCCGCUACAGCUACGAUCGCUCCUUCGGACGUAAGGAAACGCAGCAGUGGAGGAACAAUGCGGAAGGGUGGGAAUACGUAUUAUGCAUUAACUCUAACACUAUCACAGAGUGAGAGAUCUUGAUUGAAAACGUUCACUCCCGAAGUGUUUAGAGUAAGGCGUAGUGUAAAAUGACGCAAGGUAUUUCCGGAAUUAUCGCUCUAAGUGUUGGCAUCUAAUUACGUAAGAUCCAAAUUAUGAAACCCACAUUGCCAAACUCAGAUUGAACCAAAUCCCAACAGGAAGACGAAAACAUGGCACCGGACUUAGCAAGAUUACGUGAGCACAAAUCCACCGUAUUCAACCUUGACGGAACAUAGGACAUGGUUAGAGCGAGGUUCCUGCGCGUAACAAAAUCUAAUAUACGUUUUGCCACUAGUGUAAACUCCCGAGAGCGCGUAUCCUGGCCAUUCCAAGCGUGAAUCGUAACUUGACCAUCAACAUGAACGUCCAACCUACAAUGUUGACCUUCCAAUGCGAGAGAUUCAAACGCUAUGGCUACCGCAUACAUUUCUUUGAAUUUGAUGCGCCUAAACUCAUCAUCCUAGGAGUCGCCGAUGGAGAGAUCAGAAGACUUGAGGUGGAUAACAGCCACCCAGCGUAAGACGAAGCAUCUAAAGAGAUGGAGAGCACCAAAUGCUUUUCAUGCCUCCAAGGGAUAAAACUGUCCUAAUCAUCCAUGAAACGCGAAAAAUGGUUGAUUUCCUGGCUUUCGCAAUGCAGAUCUCAAGGACACGUUUGGAACCUGUGGAAGCCCUGCCAAUCGAAGCGGCCAUUCAACUUCUGAAUUGAUUCCAAAUGGACGAACUUUCGAACGAUAAGACUGACCUAAUUUUUCGAAAAGGCUCAAGCCACAGACUCUACCAGCAUACCAAGAUAUACGAUAAUUGUUGCAGGAACAAUCAUGCAUUUCUUUAAUCCAAGGAAAUGGCCAAGAUGGACAGUAAACGUAAGUACGACGAACAAAGCGUUCUCCGUCGCCAGGAAACUUAAGUAUUCGUCUUGCUCAAUGCUGGGGCGAGACCAAUAGUCCUCGGUAGCGAAUGACUCUCCAUAAAGACAAUCAUUAGUGUACAAUGAACACGCUAUCCCCAGAUUCCUAAAGAAGUUUGUCGACCCUAAUCCCACCAUUUGAUAGAUAUAAUGGGCAUUCUCCCAUCUGAAGGAAGGGGUGACAUCAAAAAGCCACCAUCCUUGUCAUUCAACCCCAAACUGCAGAUCCUCAAUAAUAUUUAAGCAAUAGGAAACGUUUUCCGUGUUUGCAAAGCCUGAUAUAAAUACGAGAGGGGUUGGGAGAAUGCGAGAUAGUUAUGCAAAUCCGAGAUGAAAAAAUAUACCUCAUCUUGUAGAGAAGAUCAAAGGCUCUCCACUGAAGGAAAAAUCGUUUCGAAAUACUGCAACAUAUCAAUAAUUCAGGGAGGGGCUCCAUCAGCUCCCCCUUGUACUACAGUGGGGGUAUCAAUUUGUGUGUACGUCCUAGGGUUAAUUUCCCUUGCAAAACCCUGAUGUUCCGCUUGCAAGGGUAAGAAAUGUUCAAACUUCACUUGAGAAAACUUAAUGCGCUUCACGUGGGGUUAAGGAAAACGAAAAGAAAGCACACCAGAAAGGGAAAUGACUAAACACCCAAUCUCGGAGAUAGUGACCACCAUUUCCACUUCCAAACUAGUCCUAAGAGGCAAAACGCUUCUAGAGCUUCUUCUCCUCCCCCAGGGUAUAGAGGGACAAAACAGUAAAGAAAGGCCCAGCAAAACAAGACUAGGAAAAACAUUAUGCAAAUAACAAAGUUUAUUCAUAAAUAUUAGCGCGCUUAUUUGGGCAGGCCCGCGCAUGACCAAGGUGGGCACAAACCCAAAUGAAAUGAAAUCAAAUCAAAUCCUUUAGACACGUAAUACCCAGGAGCACCAAAGCUCUCCUUAAAACGUGUACGUGUGUGCAAAUUAAAACAAAAUGGAAAAGUAUACUAGUAAUCUAUACAUUACCACUAUUAAAAUACUUACUAUAAAUAGAUCUGCGAAUGGCUAAAAGUAGAAUCUAAAACUAAGGCUAUUUACAGAAUUUACAAACCCUACACCUUAAACCAUGUGAGCUUUAAGAGAUCGCUUAAACGACGCAAUGUCUUGUGAUUCUCUAACUUUUGGAGGUAACGCAUUCCAACGUUUGCUGGCUAAAAUGUAAAGGAUCGAUGCAUAAACUCCAGAUUAAAGGGAGGCAAAUUCAGCUUUGUGCUAAGCCGACGUAAAUUGUGCGGUGCGUCCUCAAAAGUAAAAAAUUCACUGAUAUAAAGUGCCCCCUGGUCGUACAAGUAUUUGUACAUCAUAACUAAAGAUUGGAAUUGGCUACGUUGUUCCAGUCGUAUGACACAGAUUUCGAAUAGCCUAACAUAGUUCUUAAUAAAAAAUAGUUAGUCGUCUCCAUUUUGGUAGUCUCGGAAUUACCUACUCCCAGCGAAAGCGGACUACAGUACUCUAGGUGAGAGGGAAAAUAAACCUUGUAGAGACGUACUAAUACGUCCUCAGAAACAUAGUUAAUUGAGUGGAAUGGUUAUGAAACCCGUCAGACUCCUUAGUUAUAUGUUUUUGUGGACCCUGAAAGUGCACAACGUACAAAAGAAUUCCUAUCAUUUUGAUUGUAUUGACCAAUAAAAACGUUGCAUUAAUUUAUUCCGUAACAAUUUGCCAACAGAAAACAAAGGAUUGUGCACUGUCACGGUGCUUUGAACAUAAACUGCAGCACUGUUGUUUUUAUCAUUCAUGUUUGCCGCUUUUCAUAACCAGUCUCCUCUAAUAACUAUGUCAGAAAUGAACUUACAUAUUCUCCGCAGGGCCGAAGCUUUUGUGCAGGCCUUAUUCAGCUGUUCCUUUAUGUGCGCUUUAAAUGUUAAUUUACUGUCUAAGACAACUCCUAGGAUUUUAAGUGUAUCCUUCUUAUCAACGUUAGAAUCAUUAAGAUGGAAUUUGUACUCGUAUGAUGAUGGCCCCAUGGCAACAGCUUACGUUUUAGCGGCGUUAAUCUGUGAAAAAAUUCAUUCUGAACCAUCUGGAUAGCACCCUCUGAUCGGAGUUAAUUACAAACUGCAAAACCAUCGGUGAGAAAUCAGAGGCGUAUUCAGUGGUGUCGUCAUCGUACAGCCUCUAAGACGUAUUAGUAAUAAAACAAUUAAGAUCAUUGAUACAUAUUAAACAAGAGUGGACAACACAGGGACCCCUGUGGUACACAAGUUCUAAUGUUUCUCCACGUAAAGUGUGCAUCAUCAAGCAUUUCCCGACGAGACGAGAGCAAUAUGGAGCCCAGCGCGUUCAGCCAACGUACUGCUCAAGCUUCACCUUUUUUAAGGCUUUUCCCACCAAGCUAGCCACUUCCUCCUCUUCUUUUGAUGCACAGCUUCACAAGAAUGUCCUGGAGAGCUCGACUUGCCACGAGGGAUCGGCUCUGACGCAAUGUUUUCGAAUAAAUGCAACAUCCUCCAAUGCACCCACGGCAGCAAAAUGAUCAAAGACAGAUGCAGGCUUAGCAAUCAAUAAUUGCAAAGUUGAAACAUCAGUGUCAACUGCAAUGGUGUCUGACCUCUUCUUCCAUUCAUCAAACUCUCUCUGGAUUUUUUCCACAGUUUUCUGAACCUGUACAGUCUGUGCAAGAGAAAUUUAUCUCUCGCAUAAGGAAUAAUGAACUCAAUUACUGUUCAAAUACCAGUUCACUGUAAUUAAAACCAUCAACUCGCGAGUACACUACGAGUACUCUCGGUCUCAGUGAAAUACACGCGCCCAAGCGCCUCCCGCGAGGGAAACAUCUCGGGAAGGAGCGCUCGCGAGAAAUCACUGAGCUUGACGUGGGAUCCACAAAUCCCCGCUACAAUUAUAUGACACUUAUAUCACUCGUCAUCUAAAUACUUGACUUGCCGUAUAAACAAACAGAAUAGUAAUUCACAAACAACUUGGCUAGCAUGUAAAGAAAAGCAAUAAUCAUUUUUUAAAACCCUUCACUGACCUGUACAAAACAUAACUCACGCUCUCCUAGCCUGUGAAAAUACCCCGUGGUUUGAAAUUUUCCACAAAACCACCUCAAUGGAUUUUACGCACAUCUUAGUUGAAGUAAUUCACAAACCACCUAGCUGGCUGGUCCAAGUACUCCGCAAUUUAACUUCAUACUCAAACCACUUUACCGGCUUGUCGAAAUACUCCGUAGCUUAAAGUUUGUUGGCUUCACAAAUUCACGUGUAUAUAUCAAUACAAACGAUUAUAUAUCCCUGUGCUUGAAAGUUAAAUACAGAUUGUUUUCUACUUAUUGAAAAAAUCUUCAUAAGGCUGAGAGGUUUACCUUAUUAGCUUGUUUAAAUACCCGCAGAUCCCCUGUUAGUCCUUAUUGAGUAUGUACCGUAUGGUGACCUGCUGGGCUAUUUGAGGAAGAGUCGGGGACUAAACGACACGUACUUCAAGGACCCUGAUAUCAAGCCACAGACCAGUCUAUCUGCGGAUCAGUUGAUGAAAUUUGCCUGGCAAGUCGCUGAUGGAAUGUGUUACUUGUCUUCAAAAAAGGUUCGAUCGUCUGUUUUUGCUUUUUUAUAUUAUUAUUAUUAUGAAGAUGAACGUGAUCUUCACAGUAGAAUGAACAACCUAACAGGUGGAAAAAGAAUCUAAAAAUUAAGGCUUGACCGAGAAUCGAACGCUGACCUUUGCAAUGACUGAACGAAACGCUCUGCUAUUCAUUGAGCUGAUCAAGCCGAUUGAGCUAAUUAGGUCCAUGGAUGAGCGUUUUCCGGCCAUCGUAAAGGUCAGGGUUCGAUUCCUGGUAAAGCCUUAUAGUUUUAAGGUUCAUUUACAACCGCUUAGGUUGUUCAUUCAUGUUCAAUUUCAUAUAUAUAUAUAUAUAUAUAUAUAUAUAUAUAUAUAUAUAUAUAUAUAUAUAUAUAUAUAUAUAUAUAUAUAUAUAUAUAUAUAUAUAUAUAUAUAUUGAUAUUUCAAUUCAUGUUCUAUUGAUGUCGAAGAAGGACACAGGUCUUUUUAUAAAAUCACGACAAAAGAUUUGACAAAUGUUUUUGCCUGGAAAAGGACAAAUCAUAUAUUAAGCUUUCGAUAUAGCCUGAUAAAGGAAUAACAAGUCUUAUCUUUUCUUGUAGGUAAUCCAUCGUGACUUGGCGGCAAGAAAUGUUCUAGUUGGUGAAGGAGAGAAAUGUAAGGUGACAGAUUUUGGAAUGGCAAGGGAUGUGCAGCAGGAUGAAAUUUACACCAAAACAAGUCGGGUGGGUAUAAAACUGGGAAUUUUUAAACUUUCCGGAAUCGAUACUCUGAUAAAAAGGCAAAUGAGUUUCUCUUAUUUAUAAGGUUCUUCUAUUUGUUUAUGAUCAUCCCCGGCAAGCGAACGUGGUCUUUAUUCCUGAUAAACGAAUAUACCAAUUACAACAGGAAACUAAUGCCCAGCGGAUAAAAUGCAACACAUCAAAUUCUAAAGCUAUCUAAUUAUCAGAAAAUAAAAAAUAAUAGCAGCCUGCUGUAUCGAUGGGUAAGGAAUUCUUAAGUGACGAAGAUUGCUUAGUAAUUUGUAAUAACAAAUUAAAGAAGUCAAUUUGCUUUGGAUGUUAAACCAAUGAUAACGAUAUUUAUGUUUAUUUUUAUAAUAUCAUGAGGGCCAUUACUCCUUAAUUUUAGCUUAAAUUUCAGCGUUUAUACUACUACAUGAGAAAUUUCUGCAAUUUGAUUGGCUUAGAACAGUGGUAUUUGAACUUGAUUUGAAAUACCUACGUGUGAAAAUUACAAAACGUUUGAGGGUAGUAGUAUAAACAAAUAAUAGCAUGAUUUGUAGCGGACAUUUGGCAUAAAUACCACUUGUGAUAUUUCAAAAUUGUCUCAAAUUUCACUCGCCUAACAGCUCGUGAAAUUACGUAUAACAAUUUCGAAAUAUCACUCGUGGUAUUUAUGCCAAAUAUCACUACAAAUCAUACUAUUACCAAACUAAUUUAUAAUUUCAUAUGUGAAAUUAGAAAUUUGUCGUGGCAACGUUCCGCACGUCUCCCAGGUUUAAAAGGUUAUGAACAAAGAUGUCAGGGAAUUAAAAGACGACGCUUUAGAAAAGGUAAACACACGAGAAAGCACAUCAAGAAUGAUUCUAACAGAAAAAUUAGAAAAGUUUUGAACUUCAGAUUUAUGCUCCAAACUUUUUUGUACCUCAAGUUCUCGAUACGAUAAGCAGGUAACAACAACAACAAAAAACGCGAUUGUGGGCUUUACUUGUGACCCGAUAGGUAAUCAAAUGGUGUAACCUACAACUUCUCUUUGAAGAGAACACCUUAUUUCGUUUAAAAUCGUUUUUUUUUAACUCUCAAGGGUCGCCUGCCUGUAAAGUGGACUGCUUAUGAGGCUUUGUUGUAUGGAGUGUACACAACACAAAGCGACGUGUGAGUAGUGAACAUUAUAUGGCAUUUAAAACUGCCUUGUACAUUUUACGUAAAGUACAAAUUUUCACAUCUCUCAUUCCUUUUGCAGUUGGAGUUACGGUAUCCUCCUUUACGAGAUACUCACCGUAGGUAAGCGUAGAUUAAAACAGAAACAUACACAAUAUUGCUUUAAAAACAGUUUAAUAACCUAAGUUCUGCUUAAGGCAUUAAUUACAUAAUACAUUUGUAUCGCUCCUUUUCUCCAAUCAAUGAAUGUUAUUUUAUAGGUGGUUCUCCAUAUCCAGGUAUAAAACCUCGUCAAAUCGCGGAAAGACUUCAAAAAGGAUACAGAAUGCCGAAACCAAAACAUGUCGAUGACAAACUGUGAGUAAAGGCUCAUUUUAUUGUAUCAUAUAAAAACUUAGCCAUUAAGGAUUUUCAGUUUUGAUUAUCACCGUUUUAAGUAUUUGCAACUGUAUCUCUAGCAAAAGAGGCUAUUCAUGCAAGGGGUAUUGCCUCAAGCAAUCCCCUUCCAUGUGAGCACUAACUUUUUGCGCGCUUCUGUUUAAUUUCCCGGGCUUUCCACUUCCAAAUGAAUCCCAUAAGGCUUUUUACCUAAGGAUAGGCACGACAUUACGAAAGUGGAAAUUAUCCACUCCGUGUCUGUUUCUUAACUUAACAUUAGAAAAUCUUUGGCCUCUUUGUUAAAAUGACCCAGGUACCAGGUCAUGCUGAAAUGCUGGAAAGAAGAACCAAAUGAUCGGCCAACAUUUCAAAACCUGCACAAGACGAUAAAGGAAAUGGAGAGAAAACACAAGGUGAGAGAUAAUUGGGCAAUAUGAUAAAGGUGCUACCACAUUUACAGGAAAAGAUUCAUUAUUUGAUUGUUUCGCCACUUAUCAGACACAGUACAGUUAUAUAACAGAGAUAACGAGUGUCUGUUAACAUGGAGAUUAGGAAUGAAACACAUUGGGUGUAAGGACUGACAGUGUAGACGCCAAGUGAAGGACUUUUGUAAGACUACUGAGAAAAAGACAAAUUGCAAAGACAUUUGGAAUUAAUUUUAAAAUAUAUUCUCUAAAAACAGCUAGUAAGAAAGACCAAAGAGUUCACCUGCCUAAAUAUGUGUAUUCAGCACAUGAUUUAAAGAGGUUCCCCCUUUCUUGUCAAUACAAACAGCAUUCAAUAAGGCCGAGGAAGAUAACACAUUCCGGGAUCUGCAUAAUUCCUCAAAUCACACAAAAGGCGAAUCCAAUAAUUUCUUUAUUAUUUAUCCGAAAAAAUUGUAAUUUUAAAACCUGCCCACCUUAAUAUAGCUUUUAUGUUUCAUGUUUACCUUGAUGUAAUAUUCCCUUCUUCAAAACCUUUGCCUGUUCCUAGUUCCUUUCAGAUUACGAGAGGAUGUUUAUUCUCACAGACAUUCUUCAAAUAACACUUGCCAUCUCUGGAGUGGUAUUUGUACUAUUCUUGCUAUGUUUUAAGGCACUUUUUUGGCUCUUUCCACUUCACCUAGCUGGCAAAAUCAACUGCUUUUUUUGCCCUGUGUUCCCUGUACUUAUGUUUUCCUUUACUUUUCGAUGUCGUUCUGCCGGGGGAUUUCAGCCGAUCAGAAACAUAGGAUGUUUUGAAUGAACUUAAGACUAGAAC
Porites lobata is the source of this 31256-nucleotide messenger RNA. Lineage: Eukaryota; Metazoa; Cnidaria; Anthozoa; Scleractinia; Poritidae. The record is from the annotation of a GenBank genome assembly.